AUGGAGGGAAAUCAACAUGAAGAGUAUUCUCGCCAGUGGAAAAAGGCACAAGAAUUAGCGAACCAACAUUUGUUCAAAGCUCAAACGAAGCAGAAAAAGUAUUAUGAUGAAGGGACAAAAAGUGUCAAGUACAAUCCCGGCGAUCUGAUGGAGAAAAAAUUACUACUCUUUUGCAUUCUAACUACAUUGCAAACAACCCACACAAUCUUCUCGUCUGUAUGCGAUUGCAACUAUGUUAAAACACGAGGAAUUCUAGAUAUUAACUCACCAUACUAUUGCCAAAACCCCAGCACUAAUCAUCAACCACGAUACCUAACAAAUUAUACGCUAAUGACUAAACAAAAUCCAGUAAAAACUUGGAAAGGAUGGACUUGCAAACAAUGGAUUAAGACUAAGAAAAUAACCGGAUCUUUCUGGAUAGGAUCUUUUGACACAGUUUAUUCACAGGAAACAAAAUUGCUCUCAGCAAUUGAAUGCUGGGAAAUGGUAAAUAAUAAAAAAUGUGGGGGUAAUCUUAUGCAGGCAGGAACAACAACGUUGAGUUUUACAUCAACUCCUACAGGGGAAGGGAAGUGGUAUGCUAUCAAAGAAUACCAUGCAUUAAAUUGUUUAGCAGAAGAGAUAACAUUAAAACAAGAGACACCAGAAAGCUUAGUGGAAAGUCCAUUUGGAUUCUUAAACACCACUCAGCAAGAAGGGGAGUAUACACAAAAUCAUAACACCAUAGUAUGGGGAGAUAGAUCAACAAAUUCAUCAAAUUCACAAAUUAUUUUUAAAGGUGAAGGGUAUAUAGAAUUAACAAACUCAAUGAUUAAUGUAAAUACUAGCCGUCUUCUUGAUAAUAACAAGCAGAUAGAAAUAACUUUCUCUAACAAACCAGAUAUAAAUAAUAAAGAAUUUGCCCAACCUGGAUUUAAAGUAGUAGGGAUGCCUUUAACAUUUCUUAUUUUUCCAAACCAAGUAAAUGUAGAUACAUGGUCUUGCAAUGAAUACGCAGAUCCAAUAGCGAGCAAAGUAAAACGGUCGACUAAUAACGAAAUUGAAUUUCUUGACAAUCGUGCUAAGAAAGAAGCUAUGGGAAAAAGACUUUACAGCAUAUCGUAUGCAUGGGGUUCGAUACGAAUGGGACAUCCUAUAAUAACAAACGUAGAAGAAAAUGGAAUAAUGACUAAAAAAGAUACAAUUGCGUAUCUCAUGGUUAAUGGUUCAUCAAUAAACACGCAAGUAUCAGUCCACAACCAAUAUGAUAUCCAAGAUCCUUUGCCAACAGGAACAAAAUUCGAAUACAUCGUAGAUCACAGCAUAAGGCUUAUGAACACUAACAUCUGCAUCGUGGCAAAUGAAAACAAUCAAAUUAUGGCAGAAAAUUGUACCGAAAAAACAUCAAGAUGGAUACUGGAUUUAAUUAACUACCAAUGGAUUUCUCUAGAAACAGGCCUGUGCAUCACCUUACAUGAUGAAGAAGAAGGACGAGUUAGAUUGGCAACACUAAAAACGUGCAGUAGACAGGGAACAAUUAGUGAAAAUCAACAAUGGGUUAUCGAAAUCCUAACAACAAACCCGGAUGUGUUGGACAAUUUCCCAGAUGCAUCCAUUGACGAAUUCGAAGAAAUCCAGUUGGAACAGAGGACAUCAGUAACAACGACCGUCAGUUCGCCAAUUUUUGGAGGAUUAUUGAAGCGGAACCAUGGGAGAGGAAACAUCAUAUGGGACAUGAUAGGAUGGGGACUAAUGAAACAUGCGAAGCAUCUAGCAAGGGCCAAGCCUUCGAAUAUUCCUCAGACUUCACGAUAA
Molecule: messenger RNA, 1794 nt
Organism: Daphnia magna
Lineage: Eukaryota; Metazoa; Arthropoda; Branchiopoda; Diplostraca; Daphniidae
Exons: 4
Coding region: 1-1794 (597 amino acids)
Source: RefSeq, a predicted model, not a curated record